GAUGGUGAUGGUGAGCUGAACUCAUCCGACUUGCAAAAGGCCUUAGACAACGAGGAGUUUGUGGAGAUCCUCAGACUCCUGGAGGUGCCUGUGAUGAAUGCCGAGAAUUUGAUGCGGCUUUUUGACCGCGUGGGGCGCGGGCACGUGAGCUUCGGGGAGUUGGUCGAAGGCAUCACGUCCAUGCUCGAGGAUAUCAAUCCCAAAGACUAUACGAAGCUGGCGCUCUGGUCUGACAGUUUGAUGAAGCGGAUGGAAAUGCUGGAGCAGCGCUGCAACUUUCUGGCAAACAUGGUCAUCGACUUGAGGCGGCAGAUAGAGGAAUGCUUCAACUGCUUGGCACUUUUCAUUGACUCACGGGAAAACACUGAGCUCUACUACCGAGCUUUGAAAGCUAUCCGUUCCGCACCACCUCCCGUGCCGGUUGAUAUUCGAGAAGCCCUGGGCCUCGAGGUCAAGAAAGAGAAGUUGUCCGAGAACGAGGCGGAGGCGCUGAUGAACUUUGCCCGGCGCUACAUUGCACCCAAGCAACAUGCGAAGAAAAAGGACAUCCAAGAUGACUCUCCCGGGGGAUCUCCCAGGUCUCCUUCGCCAAAGAGCUCUUGGCACAGCGGACUGCGCGUGGCU
Molecule: messenger RNA, 624 nt
Organism: Symbiodinium pilosum
Lineage: Eukaryota; Dinophyceae; Suessiales; Symbiodiniaceae
Source: the annotation of a GenBank genome assembly